Molecule: messenger RNA, 2367 nt
Organism: Petromyzon marinus (sea lamprey)
Lineage: Eukaryota; Metazoa; Chordata; Hyperoartia; Petromyzontiformes; Petromyzontidae
Product: RNA-binding protein, mRNA-processing factor 2a
Molecular function (GO): RNA binding
Source: RefSeq, a predicted model, not a curated record
UCUCACACUUCCCCGUGAGAGCUGCGCAUCCACUGACGGACCUGCGGUGGGGAAUGGGGGGCACGACUGCUCCUCUCCGAGGUAGUCACGGACUGGGGGGCGCCCUCGUGCCAGCAGCGAGGAGGCGAUGCGCGGGGCUACGUCACCGCCUCGUUAUCGCCGCACAGCUGACGGUGAUUGCGGAACAAAAGGGCACGCGGAAGGGGGAGGAGGCGAGCGAGCGAGGAGUCCUCAUUAGCGCCGUGCCGCGCCUCCAGCAAUCCCAGCGCCCGGUUGAAUUGGUCCCUGGCGUAGGAGGCGAACUCGUGGGGCGCUGCCCGCAGGGAGAAGGAACGAGAGACAUCGGCCGCAGCAGCGCUCCGCUGUUUGCGAGCGACGCCGACGUGAAGAGGACGCGAGAAGGGAGACGCAGGAGAGAGUUCCAUCCUCCCCCCCCACCCCCGAACUCUUCUGCGUGGUGGGGACGCGGGGCUCGCGGGGACGGAGAGGAGGGAAAUGCCUCUGCUGCGAGACGACGAGAGCUGCUCGACUGCGGCCGCGAUGAGCUCUCCUCGCCUGGAGGUGGACGAGGGCGACCUCGGUACGAGCGCUCACCACGAGGAGGAGGUGCGGACCCUGUUUGUGAGUGGGCUGCCCGUGGACAUCAAACCCCGUGAGCUCUACUUGCUCUUCAGACCCUUCAAGGGAUACGAGGGCUCUCUGAUCUUGGUGACCUCGAAGCAGCCCGUGGGAUUUGUAACCUUUUACAGCAGAGCACAAGCAGAAGAUGCCAAAGUCUCUCUGAAUGGCGUGAGGUUCGACCCCGAGAGCCCUCAGACCCUACGCCUGGAGUUCGCUCGCGCCAAUACCAAGACGUCGAGGAACCGACUGCUGGCGACGCCCAACCCAAUGCCGCACCCGGCGCUGGGAGCCCACCUGGUGCUGCGGGACCCGUUUGACCUGUCGGGCGCCCCGAUGCUCUCCCCCGCUGACACGUGGGCCGCCCCCUACCCGCUGUUCGACCUGGGGCCCCUGCUACCCUGCCCGUCCCUCGCCUACCCCGCCUCUGCGCUGCCGUCACAGAUGCACUGGAUAUCCCCCUCCUAGGAUGAGCCACUCUGUGGGGGAGCAGCGAAGCGCUCCUCGGCGCUGGCGAGGGACAAGGGGGGCAGACGCACGAAACGUGGCGAGUGCCGGAGCGUUCGCUCGGCACUCCGGUCGUGGUGGCUCGUGGAUCCGGUCCUUUCUCCUCGGUGGCCCUGUGCAGCGUGGUCCGUAAGCGCUACCAAAUUGUCCUCGUCGUUGCCUUGUUGUUGUGGGGCGACUCUAAUGUGCCACGCACGGCUUGUUUACAAGCAGAUCGCGUACUCUAGGAGGUAAUACGGCAUAUCCCGCGGAUAGCCCUGCCUGCUCGCGUUGAACGUGUUUUUAGUACUUGUUUCUAGUUUGAGUUGUCUGUAAGAGCAGACUGCAUCUGCUGUGGCACAGCUGAUUCUCUAAGGACUGAUGUGUGGGUGUGAGGUUUGCUUAACGAGAAUUAACAUGUGCCAUCCCUCAACAGUUGGGUACCCCCGAAGAUGUUUUGAAUUGGCAUCGUUGGUGAAGUCUGACCCCCCCCUCCCCCCCCUGGGUGAGCGCUGGAAGCCCGAGCCGAUGUGUUUGUCCAGUUUGGGGUGGAGAUUUGUAUUCCUCCUAAAUUGCAGAUGACGCAAUCCGAUUUUUUUUCUUUUCCAGUUAAUGAAAAUGCCUUAAAUAUGUUCUAAAUCUCCAGUCCUUGAAUGCAUCGCUGGAUUAUGGAUGGGUGUUCCCCCAUGACUUUAUUUUAGUCUUGCUAUUUGAAAAAAAUAAAAUGGGUUUAAAAAUAAAACGUGGGUUUAUCUUGAUGACACAAAGUAUAGCUUGAACUGACUGCAUCAGGACAUUGUAUUUUUGAGUGGUGGAAAGGAGACGCGUGGGUUGUGCUUGUUCCGUGCGACCAACUUACACGGUCAGUCGUCUCCAAGCCGCUCUUUAAUUUCCAUUGGUCGCGAAUUUCUCUUUAAAGGUGGAUGGGGGGAGGCAGGUGAGCGGUUGGUUUGUGGUCAUUUUGAGUCCUCCGUUUCUAUAAACACGACUGCAUAAAGGAAUAAAGUAUUUAUGUUAUUUAUCCGAGAGAAACGGUUGAAAUGUUUUGUAUAAUUUUGGCAUCUUGAGCUACCACCUGCAGAACCUGUGGUGUGUAACCACCGUUAUGGACGACAGCUUUAGUUUUCCUGUAAGGCAGAAGGACUUAACCCUGGCCUAUCCUGCUCUUGUCAAUUAAAAAAACUCUAACGGGCGUGUGCGGCGAUGGGUUUGAAGUUCUUGGAAAUGUUUUGAAAAUAAAGUGUUUUCCUGCAUACCGCUGCA